This is a messenger RNA of Hydra vulgaris (swiftwater hydra), 1352 nucleotides long. Lineage: Eukaryota; Metazoa; Cnidaria; Hydrozoa; Anthoathecata; Hydridae. The record is from RefSeq and is a predicted model, not a curated record.
UACAAAUAUUUUGUUUCAGAUGAAUUAUAUUGUUUAUCUGUACUGUGAUAGUGAAGUUCUAGAAUUAAAAAAUUGUGACAUAAUAAUGCCAGAGAAGCUAAAAAAUUGGUCUAUGGAUGAUUGGAGAUCUCGUGGUCAAACAUUAACGGAGGACGAUCUUCAAAUAAAGGCAAUUCAUAAGGAUUGUGUAAAUGCGGCAUGCAUAUUACAGGUUUCAGUUGGAAUUGAUACAAAAUCGCUUGUUCAAAAAAUGCAAAACUUUGUAUUGAAAAAAAAAUUUACCCCUAAAAAUGGACUCCUCAAACUUAUUAAUCGUGUGGGUCAAAACAAAAGGCAGAGCAUUCCACCUUUAAAUCAUAUUCUUACUGCAGAAUCAGAAGUAGAAAUUGAUUUUAAUACAUCAAAAAAAACACAAGAAAACUCCUUUAAGUCAACAAAACAGAAAGAGAAAAAAAAAUUUAUCUUUGAAGAACCUCCUUUACCAUCAUUACCAUUGUGGGAGCCACUAAAGCUUCCUGAUUCCGAUUCAAACUUUUUGUCCGUCUCUGCCUCAAUGGAUCAAGUAGAUGACUUGCCAGUUACACAGAUAGUGUUUCCAUCAGAAAUGCAGUCUGUUUCACAAGUUCAACCGUUACUGCAUUCAUCUUCUUCCUUUUCUUUAUCAUCUCAAAAAACUGGGAUAGACCAAAUAAAUAACUUUAUUCGGAAAGCAAAUGUUGAACCCAAUACUGUUGAAGGCAUUCAAUUUAUAGUGAACUCCAUGUACAGAAAACUUUGUGGGUUGGAAACAGAAAUGCGUUCCAUGCGUUCAAUUUUAGACACUAAUCAUGGUAAUAAAGAAAAUAUUAAUAUAGAUUAUUUACCAGCUAAUUCAGUUGAAGAGUUUGACUCACUAGAAAAUAAAAUAAUUAACUCUAAUGAUAAAGAUAUCAUUUGCAGAAAGUUAAAGCAAAUUGGUGGGAGAAAUGUAAGUGACUUUUUAAAAAAUGCUUUAAAAACUUGUUUAACAGACAAGCUGUGCUGCAGCAUUAAUCGAACUGGUGCAGAUAAAAAGCGUAAGUUUAUAGGACCAGUCGAAAGUUUGAUUUUUGAUGCAGCUUACUGUUUAUUUCCAACUGCCACUGAAUCCAGUAUGACUACAAUAAUUGCGAAACACUUGAAAAAGUCUAAAGAUCGUUAUUUUGCUGCAAGAAAGAGAAGUUCUUCUUUAACAAGUGAUAUACAAAUACACAGUCCUGUUAGAAAAAAAAGAAAUUUAAACACUGACUCAUGUAGUGAUUCCAGUUAACUUAUUUUUUUUGUUUAUUUGUUCUAUUAUUUUUUAUAGACUUUUCUUUUUUUAGAUAUUUUAU